UUCGACGAUACGCACUUUGAGAGCUCGCUCCAGAGCCCCCUGACGAACCCCCUACCUCUCCACCAGAACUCAUAUUAUGUCUUACGCACCAGGAUAUCCCCAGCCGCAGGGCUCCUUCCCACCUCCUCAGGGUCCACCACCGCAGGGUCCGCCACGGAGCCCUCCCAAUGAUGCGGGCACCGGCGCACAGCGAAUCACCGGUGCUUACGACGGUGUCCAAUUCAAGAUCGACCACCGCGACAGCAACACGAUGCUCUACAUGCGUCUGCAGCCGGGCUACGAGGUGCUCGCAAAACCCGGCACGAUGGUCUCGAUGGACGCGACCGUGCAGAUCAAGGGAAAGAUGAACUUCAGCUUCAAGAAGCUCCUGACGGGCGGCGAGCUCUCCUUCGCGCACUUCUUCGGCCCGGGCGAGGUCGUCCUGGCCCCCGAGACGUGGGGCGACGUCGCCGCGAUCCAGCUGGACGGCCGCGCGCCGUGGUUCUUCGGGAAGCACGCGUUCCUCGCGGCGACGACGGGCAUCCAGAUGACGACGAAGUCGCAGAGCUUCGGCAAGGCACUGUUCUCCGGGCACGGCCUGUUCACGGCGCAGGCGGUGGGCGUCGGCAUGCUGUUCGUGCACGGCAUGGGCGCGAUUAUCUGCCGCUCGCUGCAGCCGGGCGAGCAGUGGAUCGUGAACAACGACCAUCUCGUCGCGUGGAACUGCCAGUACAAUGUGGAGAGGAUCCAGGCUGGCGGCCUCCUCUCCACGCUGCAAACAGACGAGGGUGCGGUCUGCAGAUUCACCGGGCCCGGGCAGGUCUACAUCCAGUCGAGGAGCACCGACCAGCUGAUCAGCUUCAUCGCCGAGAGGCUUCCCGAACGGUCAUCCUGAUCGCCCAAUUGUAUUAUGUCUGUGUGUAGCCUAGGGAUUGAAUGUAUUUAUGCAGUCGAGUUCGAUGGGGAUGUCGGGAUGCAUCCUCACAAGUGCAAUCAAUA
Postia placenta MAD-698-R-SB12 is the source of this 978-nucleotide messenger RNA. RefSeq lists its product as hypothetical. The record is from RefSeq and is a predicted model, not a curated record. The transcript is spliced from 6 exons. Bases 77 to 874 code for a protein of 265 amino acids. NCBI's taxonomy places the organism in Eukaryota, Fungi, Basidiomycota, Agaricomycetes, Polyporales, Adustoporiaceae.